AGGUCACUCUCGAUACUUUUCUUCAACCUGCUAUCUUCUAUCAACGAUGUCGUUACAAAUUCCGUCCGCCCCUGGCAGUGGGCUCUUUAAACAAGGCUAUCAAUCGUAUGCAAGUGAGGAUGGAGCCGUCAUCAGGAACAUCGACGCCUGCCAGACAAUCGCUUCGACUGUACAAACUUCUCUCGGGCCCUAUGGCCGGAAUAAGAUUGUCAUCAAUCAUCUGCAGAAAAUGAUCCUUACGUCUGAUGCUGCAACGAUUCUGCGGGAGUUGGAGGUUGUGCACCCUGCAGCUAAGCUAGUCGUUAUGGCAAGCCAACAGCAGGAGGCGGAGAUGGGUGAUGCUACAAAUUUGGUUAUUGUUCUUGCUGGGGAGUUCAUGAAGAUGGCAGAAGGAUUGAUCAGAAUUGGAUUGCAUCCGUCGGAGAUUGUUAAUGGAUAUGAGAAGGCCCAAGAGUUUGCUUUGAAGACUUUAGAGGAACUUGUGGUUGAUAGGAUUGCGGAUAUCAAAUCGGAGACCGGGCUCACAAAAGCUAUUAGAACUGUUAUCGCGUCAAAACAAUACGGGAAUGAGGAUCUACUCGCCCCCCUGGUUGCUCAAGCUGUUCUUGCCGUUCUACCUAAAAACCCCAUCAAUUUCAAUGUCGAUAACAUCCGAGUGGUCAAGAUUAUGGGUUCGUCACUCCCCCAGAGCCGUGUCGUGAAAGGAAUGGUUUUCCCUCGGGAGCCAGAAGGUACAAUCAAGAAGGCUCUAAAAGCUAAGGUUGCUGUAUUUUCCUGCCCUAUCGAUAUUUCCCAGACGGAGACCAAGGGGACUGUUCUAAUCCACAAUGCAAAAGAAAUGUUGGAUUUCACUAAGGGAGAGGAAUCGCAAUUGGAGACCAUAAUUAAGGAAAUUCACGAUUCAGGAAUCAGGGUGGUGGUUGCUGGAUCAACAGUUGGAGAAUUAGCUAUGCAUUACCUCAGCCGGUAUAGCGUUUUGGUCAUCAAGAUUCUUAGUAAGUUUGAGCUUAGACGGCUGUGUCGAGUUGUAGGCGCUACUCCGCUGGCUCGGCUGGGUGCCCCCAUGCCAGAUGAGAUGGGAGCGGCCGAUGUUGUAGAGACUGAAGAGAUUGGUGGCGAUCGAGUAACAGUUUUCCGGCAGGAAAAUGAGGCAACCAGGACCGCUACAAUUGUUAUCCGAGGUGCUACCCAGAAUCACCUUGAUGAUGUCGAGAGAGCUGUGGAUGAUGGUGUCAAUGCUGUGAAGGCCAUCUCCCGAGAUCCCCGUCUGGUCCCCGGCGCAGGAGCUACAGAGAUGCAGUUGAUUGAGAGAAUAGUUGCUCAUGGAGAAAAGACGCCCGGCCUCCUCCAGCAUGCUAUCAGGAAGUAUGGCGAGGCAUUUGAGGUUAUUCCUCGCACACUAGCCGAAAGCGCUGGCCUUGAUGCUACUGAGGUCUUGAGUAAACUCUAUGCCGCUCACCACAAGAGGGAUUCCUGGACUGCCGGUGUGGAUCUUGAGGACGAGAAGGGUACUGGGAUUCUCGAUGCUAAAGAAUGCGGUAUCCUUGAUCUCUUUGUGGCCAAGAGCUCGGCCAUCAAAUUGGCAACUGAGGCCGCCCGCACAGUCCUUGCUGUAGAUCAGAUUAUUGUUGCCAGGCAGGCCGGUGGGCCAAAACCUCCUGGGCCAAACCCUAACUGGGAUGAGGACUAA
Messenger RNA from Tuber melanosporum (Perigord truffle), 1690 nucleotides. RefSeq lists its product as uncharacterized. The transcript has 6 exons. The record is from RefSeq and is a predicted model, not a curated record. Bases 47 to 1690 code for a protein of 547 amino acids. Lineage: Eukaryota; Fungi; Ascomycota; Pezizomycetes; Pezizales; Tuberaceae. Gene Ontology annotation, biological process: protein folding. Gene Ontology annotation, molecular function: ATP-dependent protein folding chaperone; ATP hydrolysis activity; ATP binding. Gene Ontology annotation, cellular component: chaperonin-containing T-complex.